AUGGGGGGCGCGGGCCGCCGGUGCGGGCCCCGCGCCGGCCUGUGGGUGACGCUGCCGCCCGGCCUGGGGUGGGUAACGGUCGCGGGGGCCGCGCUGGCCGCAGAGGUGGCCGCCGGCGGAGCGCCCCGCGCAGCGUGGUGCGGCGAGGGGUGGGCGCAGGACGCCGUCCCGCCGGGCGCGGCCUUCGUCGCCGCCCGGUCCUACGCGGGCCCGCCUGGCAACAACGACACGCGGAGCAACAAGGCGCUUGCCCUAUCCUGCUGUGGUGGAGCAGGGAGCCUCUUCCCGCACUAUCCCCGGCGACACGCUGAGCGCAAUCGACUGCCCGCGCGGUCCUGCCUCGUCACCCGCAGCCGGCGGGUUGCCAGGCACCGCCCCAUCUACGGCACCGACUUCAGGGCGUACGAGGCGCCGCUGCCCCGCCUGCCCCACCAGACCUGGGCGCUCUUCCACGAGGAGUCCCCCAUGAACAACUACGUGCUCUCGCACCCGCCCGGCAUCCAGCUCUUCAACUACACGGCCACCUUCCGCCGCGAGUCCGACUACCCGCUGACGCUGCAGUGGCUGCCCGGCGCGGGGUACCUGCGCCCGGCCGUGCCGCUGGCCGAGAAGGACGCGUGGCGGCGGAGGGGCUACGCGCCCGUGCUGUACAUGCAGUCCCACUGCGAUGUGCCCUCGGACAGGGACCGCUACGUGCGGGAGCUCAUGAAGUACAUCCAGGUUGACUCCUAUGGGAAAUGCCUGCAUAACCGUGAGCUUCCCAGUGAACGACUGAGAGACACUUCUACAGCCACAACAGAGGAUUCUGAGUUUAUGACUUUUAUUGCCAGGUACAAGUUUCAUCUGGCCUUGGAGAAUGCCAUAUGUGAGGACUACAUGACGGAGAAGCUGUGGCGUCCCAUGCACCUGGGGGCUGUCCCAGUGUACCGAGGCUCCCCAGCUGUGCGGGACUGGAUGCCAAACAACCUCUCCAUCAUUCUUAUAGAUGACUUUGACAGCCCCCAAGAGCUGGCAAACUAUCUUGAUUUCCUGGACAAGAAUGGAGAGGAAUAUUUGAAGUAUCUAGAGUAUAAAAACGUUGGUGGAAUCAAAAACCAGUUCUUGCUAGAGAGCUUGCAGAGGCGGGAGUGGGGCGUGAACGACAUGACUCUGCCCAAUUACCUGAAUGGCUUCGAGUGUUUCAUCUGUGACAGGGAGAACAUCCGGGUCAAAGAGGAGCAGGAACACAAAAAGUCUCGUGGGAAAAUUCCAGCUCCCAGACCUCGAAUAGCUCAGUUCAAGCACAUGGGAUGUCCUGUGCCAACCCCUGGGUUUGGAAGUGUGGAAGACCUCGCUGAAGGAGACAGUUGGAAGGAAAUGUGGCUGCAGGAUUAUUGGCAAAGCCUUGAUCAGGGUGAGGCCCUCACAGCUAUGAUUCAUCGCAAUGAGUCGCAUCAAGGAAGAUUUUGGGACUAUAUGCAUGAGAUUUUUCUCAAGAGGACAAGGCAACACUGACCCAUCUUUGUAAGAGCUUGAUUUGAAAAUUGCCUUGAAAGUUGAGACUGUGAAUUCUUACCUCGCUUCAAAUGUUUGCCUUGAAAUAAAAAAAAAACCCUCUCACAGAGACAAUUUUUUCUGGUGCAAGAAGUGAGUUUCUGUUAUGAUUGGAUUCCAGCAGUGGAGAUGUUAGCAACUGCUUUGCUUUGAUUUGAAUUUCAGCUCUCUGGUGUGAAGCUGCUUCUGACUUGCAGGUGUCAACAUAUGGGGCAAAAGAUCAGGGAUUUUUUUUUACGUCUCCAGAAUAUUAAUUGUUUUUAUACGUAUUUUAUCAGUCACAUAUUCUCUUCAUUAAGGUGUACUUUUAGCUGCUAUUAACAAAUGGCUUUUCCAGUGAAGGAAUUACAAAAGACAAACCUGUGGAGAGCAAUUGUGCCUUACAAAAUUGCAGCAAUAAAGUCUCUUUGCCCCAAGUAA
Molecule: messenger RNA, 1953 nt
Organism: Manacus vitellinus (golden-collared manakin)
Lineage: Eukaryota; Metazoa; Chordata; Aves; Passeriformes; Pipridae
Gene: POFUT4
Product: fucosyltransferase 11
Cellular component (GO): Golgi membrane
Molecular function (GO): alpha-(1->3)-fucosyltransferase activity
Source: RefSeq, a predicted model, not a curated record